CCCGACUUCCAGCUCAGCGAACGCGUCCAAAAAGCUGCUUGCUCCAUUUUCCAACCGAACUGAUCUGCGGCAUUCAACAAUGCGGUCAACUACGCCUCUCUUCUCUGUGCUCUCGCUGGGACUCGUUAUCACUCUACACUUGGUCUCAGCCACAACUACAAUCGGCCCUCUAGCACCCAUCUCCAUCCACAAACUCCCAGCCUACUCCACUGCCCGUCCUUGCGCCGCUGGUUGUCUCGUCUUCAACGGCAUAUGGGCCUGCGGUGUUAACGCUGGCUAUCACGACCUUGGGACAGAUCUGGGCUGUGGCUGCGGACCAAACAAUGCUUGCUUUUGUAGCGCAGGUCUAGCAAAAAGUGCCUCAAGCUACAUCUCGAGCUGCGUGAGCGCAAAAUGUACAAGCUUCGGGGAUGUAGGGGGCGAUUUGACAAGCAUGUUGGGCUUGUAUGAUGGGUACUGUCAGACUGCGAAUGUGGAGAUUGCAUCGAGCGUGCCGGCGACGACUACCAUAGACGGCGCCGAGGCGAGUAAGGGAGUAGCGGCGAGUGUAUCAACUAGAAGCACGGAAACAGUGCCUGCAAGAGCGUCAGCUUCGGCCACAGCGAUAUCGACCCAAGGGUUAACUGAAGCAGACAAGAAAGAAGACGAAGGUCUCAGCAAGUCCGAUGUCAUUGCUCUGGCUACCGGCUUGGGCGUCGGCAUUCCGAGCCUACUGGUAGGCGCCUGGGCUCUAUAUCUGCAACUUCUUAGGAGGAGGUCCAGUCGUUCGGUACCUUCUAUUGUUGGAACAACCUCACAGGCAGGCAGCCAGAUCCAGAUGCUGCCCACCAAUCGACCUCAGUACCAGAUAGCUGCAUAUCAACAGCCAAUAUCUGAGAUGGGUAGCCAGCGCGGUGGACGAUACUACUAG
Messenger RNA from Macroventuria anomochaeta, 910 nucleotides. RefSeq lists its product as uncharacterized. The transcript has a single exon. NCBI's taxonomy places the organism in Eukaryota, Fungi, Ascomycota, Dothideomycetes, Pleosporales, Didymellaceae. The record is from RefSeq and is a predicted model, not a curated record. The coding region runs from base 80 to 910 and encodes 276 amino acids.